Molecule: messenger RNA, 4199 nt
Organism: Zootoca vivipara (common lizard)
Lineage: Eukaryota; Metazoa; Chordata; Lepidosauria; Squamata; Lacertidae
Gene: KCNK16
Product: potassium two pore domain channel subfamily K member 16
Biological process (GO): stabilization of membrane potential; potassium ion transmembrane transport
Cellular component (GO): plasma membrane
Molecular function (GO): potassium ion leak channel activity; outward rectifier potassium channel activity
Source: RefSeq, a predicted model, not a curated record
AUACUUUGGCCACCUCAUGAGAAGAGAAGAAUCCUUGGAAAAGACCCUGAUGUUGGGAAAGAUUGAGGGCACUAGGAGAAGGGGACGACAGAGGACGAGAUGGUUGGACAGUGUUCUCGAAGCUACGAACAUGAGUUUGACCAAACUGCGGGAGGCAGUGCAAGACAGGAGUGCCUGGCGUGCUAUGGUCCAUGAGGUCACGAAGAGUCGGACACGACUAAACGACUAAACAACAACAACACAACUGCAGCAUCCAAACACGGUGCUAAAUUCAGAGGAAGUUUCCACUUGUUUCAAAUGCCAGGCAAAAUCCCAGAAACUGGGUUUUCUCCUAAAAGAGAUAUUGCUGGUGCCACCCAUUCUCCUGAAUCACCACCCUCCAUUUGGUUACAUAUUUAAUUUUUUGGAAAUUAUAUACCACACAGUUAGCCAUGUCCUCUAGGCAGUUGACACAUUCAAACUAAAUAAAAUGUAAAUACUUUAUUUAUUAUAUUUGAUAGUAUCUCCCCCAAGGCAUUAGGUGGUGUAGAGGUUUUUAAUUCACCUACCUGAGAUCUUUCAGCUAGAGAUAACAGGUAGAGAAUGAGGCCUAGAUGGAAAGGAUGUGCAUUAGCACAGAGCAGAGUGUGGUCCAAAGGCAUGUGAGCCCACCACUUUGCUGAAGCUAAGGAAGUCUGGAUGUUGUUAGUGCCUGGAUGGGUGACUGCCUGGGGAUUGCAUUUGCAUCACCUUGGAUUCCAUGACAAAUGGAAAUCAAGAUAUCAGAGUAGCAAAUAAAUAGGGGCCCUAGCUCAAGAUCGUCAGUGUAAUGCUUUCUUUGCAAGUGGUGCUCUUCUGGUUAACAAAAACCAUGUUCCUUAAACGCAGAAUAGGGAAUUGCUUAUUAAAAAGGGUACCAGGGACUGUUUUUUUGGUCAAGGAUCUUCCAUGUGCACCCAAGACAAUUUCCGACUAACCUUGGAGGUUCUCUGCCACUUUCUGUCCACGAAACCAUUGCUUCCUUCCAGGCAAAUCUGUGGGAUCAUCUGAGCUAAAAAUUAACCUUUAACCAGCUUCCCACACACACCUUAGACUGAAAGGGCAACCUAGAGAUGGGAAGCAGCAAAGAUGAGAGAUUCGGUCAUGUACAAACAUCAACAACACAGAAUACAGCUGAAAAGCUGGGUGGCGAACUUGUUAUGCUAACGAUGAGAAUCUAGUUUGCAAUUAAUAAGGCAGACAAAUGCGGUGUGCUCCCUAUAUUACAAGCCACAGUUAGAAGCCUUUUGGGGGUGUUGGGUAUUCCCUUUGCUUCAGGAAAUCUUUCCUCAAGUAACGUACCCUUGUACUGUUGUCUAGCGGUUACAGCAAAGUGCUGUGAGCAUCACAGCUCCUGCACUUUCACACUGGCCGAUCCACCAACAUGAGCCACAGUUGAUCAGUAACUUUUUAUCACCAUCGGCCCAUCCAGGAAAUUAAGAUAUCAGCUUCGAGAGCAGAGCCGCCUUACACUCACUAUUCCCUAAAACUAUGUGAGCAUCUUCAUAGGACAGACAGCUACAGUAGGUCUUUAGCCGUAAGUGUGCUGCUCCCAGCUGAAUGAAAGAUAAAGGUGCGUGAAAUCUGUUUGCAUUAGUCUCGUGUUAUCCAGACCUGAUGCUCAUAAAGCUGUUUAAACAGAAUCUCAGCAGCGUGAGCUGAGAAUACAGCCGUGCGAUUCUUCCGUGCCUCUUGGAACAGGAACAUUAACCCAGUGAGUGCUCCACUCAACUAGGUCGCCCCUGCCUUCUCAACAACAGUCAUGCCCUACCUCACAGUGUGCAACCGGCAGCUCAGCUGGACUCUGCCCCUGGUGCUGGGGUACCUCUUCUACCUCCUCUUGGGGGCCUUGGUGUUUCAGCUACUGGAAAAGCAGGCAGAAGCCAAGACUCGGGACCAGUUCCAAAUGGAGAAACUCAAGUUCCUGCAGAAUUACACGUGCUUGGAUCGACAAGCCCUGGAGCAAUUUGUGCAGGUCAUUAUGGAAGCCUGGGAGAAAGGUGUCAACCCUGAAGGGAACUCAACCAACCCCAGCAACUGGGACUUCAGCAACAGCUUCUUCUUUGCAGGAACGGUGGUCACCACCGUAGGUUAUGGGAAUUUGGCCCCCAGCACAGUCCCAGGGCAGGUCUUCUGUGUGUUCUAUGCCUUGUUUGGUGUGCCCCUUAAUCUAGCAUUUCUCAAUCAGCUGGGGAAAGGGCUCACCAUUCACCUGAUCAACUUGGAGAGAUGGGUCCACAAGCCAGGCCGAGCUCAGGUGGUUCAGACUCUGACAAUGGGAUUCUUCCUGAUGGUUGGGACUUUGCUUUUUCUGGUUUUCCCACCCAUGAUCUUCAGUUACGUGGAAGGCUGGAGUUAUGGAGAAGGCUUCUACUUCACCUUUAUCACCCUCAGCACCAUCGGAUUUGGAGACUAUGUAGUAGGCACAGAUCCUAAUAAGCAUUAUAUAUCAGUGUACAGAAGCCUGGCAGCAAUCUGGAUUAUUUUUGGCUUAGUCUGGCUCGCUCUGAUCUUUAAUCUGGGAGCUGACUUGAUGGAGAAAUUCCUACAGCUUAAUUGGCAGAAGUCUGGCCCAGGCACUGCAGAGACAGCUGUCACCAAAUUAGAGGAUAACCCUGAUCAACCCAGGAUCCACAUCCCUAGCUGAGAGUGACUUAUGGAUAAGCAACACAAAAAACCAACAACUCCCUUGUCCUCUCCCUUAUGCCUACAAAGCGAUGUUUGUGGGCAAGACACCUUGCAUCAAAUACUGUACAUAAUGAGUUGGUCACUUCGUAAGGGAAAGGAGAUUUUUUGAAACAGAAGAAACCCUUUGACAAUAUGUACUGCAAACAGCCCAAUGAAGCCCUUGGAGGAAAACAAACUGAAAGUGUCAAUGCCACAUGUUUUCCACACAUCUGAUUCCUUCAGCAAAUAUACAGUCUACCAUUAGGCCACAUCAUCUUGUUUAAUUCAAGUCAGCAUUUGGGCUGAUGGAUACCUCUGUUUCCAGCAGGAGCAAACCAGCUGAUACUACCAAGGUUGCAACACACCAUUUGUAGAGAUUCAUUUUUCCUCCAAAACUGUUAUCAAGAGAAUCAAGCUAUCUGCUUCUGUGAUUUCCUUAAGCAAACUGUAAUCUGAAAUCUCUCAAGUGGUUCUGAUCUUUGCGGAUAGAACAAGAUUUAGAUGUUCCCAGUUCCACAUGUUAAGAAAGUUUGGGACAGAUUCUGGUCUCAGGUUUCUAGACUGCCGAGAGAAUUUGUUCCCUCCCCUUCUUCCAUUACCAGAGACAGAGAAAGGUAAACCAACUUAUUUUAUCCACUGCAAUCACUUCAAAUUUGAGGGUAUUUGCAGCUUUAGGUCCUAUGAUCCCCAGAAAAUCUAUACUACCAAUUUAGGACUCCUUAAGUCUACAACUGGACCACUGUGGGAAGAGAGAUCAAGAUUCUAGAUGUCGUCAUGCUAGGCCAGCCAGCAUUCAAUAAUUGUCCUUCCUCCUGAUCUUCUGGUAAGUGUGGAUUGAGCUAAGUGACUACUGGGUAGCAGUAAUGUGUAAAAGGUUAAACUUUUACUUAGCACAUAGAAAUGCCAACAGCUAAAACAAAUGAGUGGAAAUAGAUUUCUACAUACAGCAGUGAACCUUGAGGGCAAAUAAAUGCGAAAGACAUGCUUCCUCCUGUCCCUGCUUCUACUGAUGGGAGACCGAAUGACCUGUGUGCUACAUUCUGCAAACUUCUGCAAAGUGGCUGCAUGCAUGUCCACAUUGAUCAGCAAGACCAAAACCCGACAGAGAAAGCUGUUGAAUGAAGAUGAUCUUCUGUGUAUUACCAGCUCCAUUGGAUCUUCUGGACAGAUUGAGUCGACUGUCAGGAGCUCUGCAAAUACCAGCCUAAACCACUGUUUCUUCAUGCACCAAAUGCUGUUAAGAGAUAUAGUAAAACUAACAGGGUAGAAUUCCUUCAUCUGUUUUCAAGCACCUCUCAACAACAAACAACAGGUACAAACUGUUGAGAGUUGUUAGGUGAUCCCUAUUCCCACUCAGAGUACCACAAUUUCAAGAGUGCUUUAACUAUCAAUUCCACUGAGAAUCUCCAUGGUGCAGAUGGGGCUCUGUUGGCAACUCCAAAAAAGUGACACUUUUUAAAUGGUAGCUCUGGCAAUCACUCCUUAGACGCCUUCCCUUCCUUAUAAAGCCUUGA